AUGUCAGACACAGCCUACUAUGUAUACACACCCAACCCGAUCCUCGCCAUCAUUGGCGUGGGGGUCUACUGCACCCUGACAGCCAUGCACAUAUUCCGAGUUACAUCAACCAAGGCAUGGGACGGCAGCUUCAUGGCGCUGGGCAGUUUCUUUCUCGCAAUGGGCUGCGGCGCACGCAUCAUGUCCUCACACGACAUCCACGACAAAGGCGCCUGGGCCGCCCAGAAAGUGCUUCUCCUCUGGGGCCCGAACAUGCUCAUGUUCACGGUGCACCUGAGCCACGCGGAGUUCGUGAAGGCGCUGCACGCCGAGAAGCACGUCUUCGUGGGACCUCGGAUCGCACGACCGCUCUACUUCGCGCUCAACACCGUGCUCUUCCUGCUCAUGAUGUUCUCCAUCGUCAUGCUAGUGACCACCUCCGACGACGGCAAGAAACCGCUCUACACGACGCUGGUAAAAGCCAGUCUCAUCAUCCAACUGAUCUUCUGGCUCGUGACCUUCGUUGAAAACGCCUGGUUGAGUAUCCGGCUGCGAAGACACCCGACGACCGAGAGUAUCGAGGUGAUUCCGAGCUGGAAGCGGUGGAACCAGCUAUUUGGACUGGCGAUUUCGAUUCUCGCGAUGGGGCAUAAUGUGGUGCAGAUGCAGAUGCUGGGGGAGGCGAAGGGGUUCAUGGCUAGUGCGGAGUGGGCGGCGUAUGCGUUUGAUAUCUACCAGAGUGGGGUGGUGUUGCUGGGAUGGGGCAUUUGGUAUCUGCCUGGGAGGUGCAGGGCUGUUGUGGGCAGGCGGAAGAAAAACUGGGGCGCGAUUCAGGAUGAGGCGGCUUACUCCGGAGUAUCAUCUUACGGAUUCGAGGGGUGUGGCUCGUGA
Messenger RNA from Aspergillus steynii IBT 23096, 870 nucleotides. RefSeq lists its product as uncharacterized. The record is from RefSeq and is a predicted model, not a curated record. The transcript is spliced from 2 exons. Lineage: Eukaryota; Fungi; Ascomycota; Eurotiomycetes; Eurotiales; Aspergillaceae. Gene Ontology annotation, cellular component: membrane. The coding region runs from base 1 to 870 and encodes 289 amino acids.